UCUAAUAUUUUAUGAUCUUCUCCAGGAUUUUUCCAUGUCGUGCACAGCCAUCAGACUACGUCAAUUUAUAGAUCCUACACCCUACCUACCUCCAGGCACUGUUAUUCGUCAAGGAAAGGACAUUCAAGGGUUCUAUCCUGGGCAACUAGGACGGGUACAUAAGGCAUGCAUGCCUGAAAUAGCUCCAGGACCUUUCAUAAAACUGCACCCAGCUCCAGUGCAGCAUGAAGUUGAAACUCAGUACCAACAUGACUUUGAUAAUUUAACUCUUCAGGGGCAUGUCCUUUUUCAAGGGACAAUGAAGAAGGCAAUGAAUGACUGGUACAAGCAAACCACGUACAAAGAAGAAUUUGCACUGCCAUUUUACAAUAUGGACCAUGAUGAGGAUAAAUACACACCAAGAACUGCUCCUGGACCACUGACAAUCUGGAGAAGCAUUGCUGAUCCAAAAAAAAGUAACCUGCCCUUGCUUGUGAGAAGUAUUUCAGCUGAGCUUUAAGAAAAUAAAAGCAACCCAUUGACGUUAAUCCCAUUUACAUGAGACUUUCAGAAGUCUGCUUCUGUUAAGCUAUACUGUAUCAUUUUACAGUGUAGUUUGUGCUGGUGAUGCUGCUUGGAAACUUUAAUCAAGUUUUAUCUCUGAAUAUAUGGAUUACUUUGUACAAUGGAAACAACAGUUGGGAAUCAAGAUACUUAAU
Chrysemys picta bellii (western painted turtle) is the source of this 698-nucleotide messenger RNA. It is a transcript of the gene SPMIP3, whose product is annotated as sperm microtubule inner protein 3. NCBI's taxonomy places the organism in Eukaryota, Metazoa, Chordata, Testudines, Emydidae. The record is from RefSeq and is a predicted model, not a curated record.